Sinocyclocheilus anshuiensis is the source of this 2180-nucleotide messenger RNA. RefSeq names its product protein P200-like. The coding region runs from base 1 to 2157 and encodes 718 amino acids. The transcript has 15 exons. Gene Ontology annotation, biological process: regulation of transcription by RNA polymerase II. Gene Ontology annotation, molecular function: RNA polymerase II cis-regulatory region sequence-specific DNA binding. The record is from RefSeq and is a predicted model, not a curated record. Lineage: Eukaryota; Metazoa; Chordata; Actinopteri; Cypriniformes; Cyprinidae. Gene Ontology annotation, cellular component: nucleus.
AUGCCAUUACUAACAGAUGUCUUUCAAGAGGUCAGAAAAAAGGACCAGCUGGCGGUCCAUUGUGGAAAAAUUGCAGGUUGUCUGUACAGGAUAAAAUAUGACAAUGGAGAGGAGUGUAUUUCACGUAAAGGGAAAUGGUUUACGCCCAGUAUGUUUGAGAAGUUUGGAGGAAAAGGGCAUCACAAGAAGUGGAAGGGUAGCAUCUAUUACAAGCCAUCAAAUGGCCUUCAACAAGUUAAAUUACUGAAACUCAUUCAAAAUGGGUGUCUUUCAGAAUUUGGACAACAGAGGGAGUCAAUCAGAGAGGUGACACCGACUCUGGAAUCACCUGUAUGUGGAAUUGAAGAGGAAACAGUCCAGCUGGACAGUUCUUCAGAUGAGUCUGUAUCUGUUGCUGAAAAAGUCAAAAUGGUGACACAGACAGAGUCCCGUAAAAGAUUGUUUUCCAAGACUCUGAAAAAACCUGUGUGUGGAAUUGAAGAGGAAACAAUCCAGCUGGACAGUUCUUCAGAUAAGUCUGUAGCUGUUGCUGAAAGAGUCAAAAAGAACAGGAGAGAAUCUGUAAAUAAAAAUCUCAGUAAAUGGAUCACAGAACCUGAAGAAUCUACUGCCAAUGCUAGAGACAGUUCUUCAGAUGAGUUUGUAUCUGUUGCUGAAAGAGUCAAAAUGAACAAGAGAGAAUCUGUAAUUUUAGCUGAAACUCUCCGUAAAAAGAUCACAGAACCGGUAGAAUCUACUGCCAGUGCUAGAGAUUCACCUGCACCUCCCACUGAUGCUACAGAACCUGCAGUAUCAGGACAACUGAGGGAGUCAAUCAGAGAGGUGACACCGACAAAGUCCUGGAAAAGAUUGUUUUCCAAGAGUCUGGAAAUACCUGUGUGUCGAAUUGAAGAGGAAACAUUCCAGCUGGACAGUUCUUCAGAUGAGUCUGUAUCUGUUGCUGAAAAAGUCAAAAUGGUACAGAGCAGGAGAGAAUAUUUGAUUUUAGCUGAAACUCUCAGUAAAAAGUUCACAGAACCGGUAGAAUCUACUGCCAAUGCUAGAGAUUCACCUGCACCUCCCACUGAUGCUACAGAACCUGCAUUAUCUCCUGUCAUAGAUGAAGCUGAUCAGACCACAGAUGAAGCAGCAGGUGAAGCAGCAGCAGCACAGCUGAACUGCAGUGAUUCUCCCACUGAUGCUACAGAACCUGCAGUAUCUCCUAUCGUAGAGGAGGCCAAUCAGACCACAGAUGAAGCAGCAGCAGCUCAGCUGAACUUCAGUGAUUCUCCCACUGAUGCUACAGAACCUGCAGUAUCUCCUAUCGUAGAGGAGGCCAAUCAGACCACAGAUGAAGCAGCAGCAGCUCAGCUGAACUUCAGUGAUUCUCCCACUGAUGCUACAGAACCUGCAGUAUCUCCUAUCGUAGAGGAGGCCAAUCAGACCACAGAUGAAGCAGCAGCAGCAGCUCAGCUGAACUUCAUUGAAUCUCUCACUGAUGCUACAGAAUCUGCAGUAUCUCCUAUCAUAGAGGAGGCCAAUCAGACCACAGAUGAAGCAGCAGCAGCAGCUCAGCUGAACUUCAUUGAUUCUCCCACUGAUGCUACAGAACCUGCAGUAUCUCCUGUCGUAGAGGAAGCCAAUCAGACCACAGAUGAAGCAGCAGCAGCAGCUCAGCUGAACUUCAGUGAUUCUCCCACUGAUGCUACAGAACCUGCAGUAUCUCCUGUCAUAGAAGAGGCCAGUCAGACCACAGAUGAAUCAGCAGCAGCAGCUCAGCUGAACUUCAGUGAUUUUCCCACUGAUGCUACAGAACCUGCAGUAUCUCCUAUUGUAGAGGAGGCCAAUCAGACCACAGAUGAAGCAGCAGCAGCAGCUCAGCUGAACUUCAGUGGUUCACCUGCUGAAAGGCAGAACCCUGUUGCUUCUGAAGAGACUGAGAAGACGGGCCAGAUGCAGUUAAUUAAAUUUCUGGAAAAACAGUUUAAUACAAUGAACAACACCCUAAAAUCAAUUGAUUUGUCUUUAAAGAAGCUGGUGGGAAAACAGUCACAAGACACACUGCCUCAAUAUAUCUGUCUAAUUCCUGCUGAUUUUGAAAAUCUCCUGAUUAAUUCCUUAGUCAAGAAGGAGCCAAUCACAGAAGGUGUGGGUAGUACUGAGGAAGCACAACUGUGAUCUGAGAGGUUAUCAAUAAAUAU